Messenger RNA from Gamsiella multidivaricata, 608 nucleotides. RefSeq lists its product as uncharacterized. Bases 90 to 551 code for a protein of 153 amino acids. The transcript has a single exon. The record is from RefSeq and is a predicted model, not a curated record. Lineage: Eukaryota; Fungi; Mortierellomycota; Mortierellomycetes; Mortierellales; Mortierellaceae.
GGGUCUGAUCGAUCUCUCUUUCGUACUUACCUCUGUCAUCAAGAGGGUAAAGACCAUCAUAUAAGGCAGCGACAUGGUGAUAUGCCUAUAUGUUUUGUUAUGCUGGUUGUUGCUUGUUGAUUGAAAGGGUUGAGCGUGUACACGCGUGCACGAAUGGGCUGUGGUUUGAGGGAGAGAGGAAGGAUGAGCAAGCAAGCAAGCAAACAAAAGAGAGGAUCGUUCUUUCUCCCUCGUGGGUUUUAUGCUUCCUCAACCAGCUCGUGCUUCCUGUGCCAAGACCACCUCGACUUCGAUGUGACGUGGCACAGCGGAUUCACGCUCUUUUUCAUGUUCGACAUGUUUUGUCCGAACUGGGCCAAGCAAUUGAGAGCAUCCUCAAUGUAGUAUUUCACUUUACAAAGCAUUGCUGGCGACUCCUCCACAGCGAAGCAAGGACAAGGCUAACACGCGCAUCCGUCUUGGCUUGGCUUGGCUAUCCCUUCCCUUCCACAUCCCCCUUGGCACACGAUCGUCUCGGCCAUGCACAGACCAACAAAGACAGAAAAACAUAGUUUGAUUCCAAUGGGUGUUUAUUAUGAAUGAAUAGAUCGAAUGCAAUAAAAGUGUAU